Molecule: messenger RNA, 2215 nt
Organism: Schistocerca gregaria
Lineage: Eukaryota; Metazoa; Arthropoda; Insecta; Orthoptera; Acrididae
Exons: 19
Coding region: 288-1796 (502 amino acids)
Source: RefSeq, a predicted model, not a curated record
GAAGCAGGGCUACGGAUUGUGCAGGACAACUAGCGCGAAGCGCGCUCCGAAGAGGUUAGAAGCGCACGGAAAGCAGUAAACGCGGCCGGAGAAGUGUGUGCAGGCUGGUGUACAGGCGAACGGCUACUGCAGUCAAUGUGAGGGUAACAUACGCCAACCUAUCUUGGCCACCAGAAGUUUGUCAUCUAGAUGUGCAACAUUUCGUGAUCUACUCUCCUUGUGUGUCAAGAUGAGACAGAAGUUUUCACGCUUACAACAUCACUGGUGGAUUUUAGGUGCAGUCCAAAAUGGUGCAGCGAAUGCUGGAUCUUUAUGGAAAAGGCAAAUACCCUUUCGAGGAGGAAUCAUCAUCUGGGCCUUCAACCACCAUUGAAGAUUCAGUCAAGAAAAUCCGAAACAAACAGACGAAUUCUUCACCUGAGGGGCAGGAAGAUUUCGACAUUUUGGAAGAGGAAGUAGAAGAUUCAAUGGCUGACAGUACAGAGAGAGAAGGUAAUUCCGACUCUGAAUUUGCCGACGAUGAAGAUGGAAAUACAGACGGUGAUCAGGAGACUGAAGAGUCAGUGAAUGUAAAAAAAGAGGCAGUCCCAGUUAAAGCUGAGGCCGAUGGGGAUGGUGUGGGCCAGGCAGGCUACCCCACGGAAAGAAAACCAAACAUAAAACAGGAACAAGUCCCAGUUAAAGCUGAGGCCGAUGGGGAUGGUGUGGGCCAGGCAGGCUACCCCACGGAAAGAAAACCAAACAUAAAACAGGAACAAGGAUUAAUCCCAGAGGUCAAUCCAUACAAUGCUGAUGAAUGCAGCAAUGUAGUUAUUAAAGAGGAGAUAGAUCUCGGGGAAGAUUACCUCGAAAAGGAGCCUGGUUCUCAGGGUCCUGCCAUCAAGGAUGAGGAUAGUAGCAUGGAAUCCCAACCUGAAAACGGACCAAACGAUGGACGAGGAAUUGAAGGAGGAGCCAAUUGUGAGAACGACAACAACACGAAUUGGAUACCCAUGCAAGAGAUCACAGUAAUGGCACACCGCGCCAACGGCCCUGAAGUAGUAGGGGCUCUCAUUGUACCACAAGGACCUGCUGCAGGAAGUCGCUGGCACAAACUUUGUGACUGUGAGGGACGUGAGCUGUGCGUUCAUCACUUCUUAAAAUACAGAAAGAGGAAGUGGGUUGCAGUCGACGUUGUAGAAACAGACAGUACUGCCAACCCCGGCCCUGCUCCACAGAGGAACAGAGGUCCGGCCCCACAGACUCAGGGAGGUCCAGUACAUCCACCUCAGCCUACAAACGCUGAACCUGGGCCAAGUGGUACUGCCAACCGUGGCCCUGUUCCAAACACCACCAGGGAUGAGGCACCAAAGAUUUCAGAAGUAGAAGUCCAUCUAACUCAACAGACAAAAAUCAACCCUGGACCAAGCUGUAAUACAAAUGAUGGGCCAGUUAUGCAAAGAGUCAGAGUUGAAGAUCCACAGAUUUCUGUCCGACUGACUCAAACAUUGCGUGUGGGACAUGGACCAAAUGGUAAUACAAUUCCUGUUCCAGUUCCUCCUAACGCUGGAGCUGAGGCCCCGCAGAUUUAUGUCCGUGUAACUCAACGUAUUCGUAUGGAACCUGGUGGUCGCGGUCCACAGGGCCCUGGAGGACAGGCCCCACAGAAUGCAGAAGCAGAAGCACAUGCCGCUCAGCCCACAGAUAAUGCUGCUCGUGCAACACGUGCUGCCAACCGUACACGUCGUUUAUGUCCCAGCUGUCAUUUCCCUCUUCCAGAAUAUGGAAAGCCAGGAAACCAGAAGAAGGACAACUGAGGACACUCGUUGAAAAUUGAAGAGGAGAAUAAUUCUACAUUUUUUCCAUAAGAGGGAGUGACUGAUCAGACCAACUGUAUGAGUUUAUGAAGUCAGAAGCGGAGACUGAUAAUUUAAUUGUGAAAGAUGUGAAACAAACGGAUUCCUGAAGAACUACACACAAACGUGUUCAUUUAGGAUAUAGACGAACAUAAGCAUAGCGAUAUACUCCUAAACGUCCUUUUUAAAUAUUGGUAGAAGUAGGGCCCAAGAAAAGUAAUAAUUGACAUUUGUAGUAUAAGUAUUUCUUUGUACUGAUUUAGUAUUUAUCUGUAUUGUAUGGAAAUAUAUUAAGUUACUGUCCUGUUGUGCAGGCACUUAUAAUAAGACUGAUUGUAGAAGUGUAAGAAAUUACUUUGUUUAUUUAAAUAAAGAAAAAA